AUGACAUACCAGAAGCAGGAAACUACCUGUCAAACCGGAAUUCGUCUGGCCACCCCCGCAUUGAGGAGCGACAACCAAAGCUGCUCAAGACGAUUUGCGAUCUCGCACUUCGUGGUUCUGCGGCAAACGAUAAACGACGCGAUGAAAGUGUCAGAAGUAUCAAAACAUUGGAUGUGUUGUGUUCUGCACUUCAAGUACAAGGCGACCAUUAGAGCUCUGGAAGAACUUUCUUCAAUACUAGGACCUAGCGAGGUUGGAAUAAUCAGUCAGGACGACAAGGCGCGAGUGGCAAUUGGGUUAACGGCAGCGAACAAGCGGUCGCCAAUCCUUAUGCACGUCGAAUAUCAAGUCAAGCUGCCGGAUCAUGACUGGAUUGUAGCCAACAAUCACAAACUGAUUCCAUCAGUUUACGCUGGAUUUGAAAUUAAACCGAACGGCCUGGGUAAAACAGAGCGGUUGGGUACUGCGGCCCCACCUACAACAUUUCUUGAAAGCAUUGGAGUUCAUCCAUGGUACAGUAUUUUUCCCUUCAAAUGUCCCGAGGAAAACGAGCUUGAUCUGUCCGAUAUCAAUUCGGCAGCGAACAUAGCUAAUGACGAACCGGAAACGCUAGAUCUCCGUCAGCAUCCAUCUGCAGCGAGUGGACCGGGCGACGAGCAACCGUUGGAGUUCAAGGUUGAUCCCGGUUGUCGGAAGCGUCCUCGCAAUCCGGUUGUUGUCGACAGUAGCCCGUACUACCACCAUGAUGAUCUGGACAGCUUCCGCAAACGUCAGAAACUUUCGAUGCAGCAGUUCUACGAGGAGGCUUACUCGGCGGCCGUUGAGAAAAAGAUGCGCAAUCCGUUUCUGGAUGAUUCGCUGAUGAAACCGAUGGAUUCCUUCGACAGUUACGCUAGGAACCCGAUGAAUCCGAUAAACUACACGCUGACAGCGGAAGCUAUCAAUAGACGUAUCCGAAGCACGCUGGGCUUAGAGGAAGAACCACCAGCAGGAUAUGACCGGUCCCGUCCACCGUCCUCUAGUGACGAUUGCUGUACGGCCAAUCCAGACUGGAUGAUGCGUAGACACACGUUUGGCGAUAGUCCUUUCGGGAUGGCUUCAUCCCAGGUUGACGUUAAGCCGCCACCACCACUGGCCCACGAUGAUAACAACAACGUCGAUAAGAAACCUUUUCAGUAAAGUUGUGCGGUUGAACAAUUAUGAUUAAAGGAACGUUUUCGAAAUUAAAAAUAAGCGUAAAGAUCUUUUGACUUUUCGGUAGGAUUGAUGUUAAAAAGUAACAUUUUUUUCUAACACAGUUAUGAACUUUCUAUAAUCAAAAUCAACUCGUAGUUGGAUCAAUUGUAUUUGGAUGUAAGCAAACGGUUAAUAUUAACAUAAAGGAAUGGUCGAGCGAAUAGAGCUAAGAAAAAUCUAGUGCCAACAUAAAAUGUUACAGCAACCGAUCGAAUUCAUGACUAUUUCAAAGGGUGCAGAAAGUGAACGAACAAAUUCACGAAAAAGAUUUAAAAUAUUAGACUGAUUAGGUAAUGUGUACGACUAUGCAAUCAAUUUCGAGACGGGAAAAGCACUGAGAAUCUAAUUGGAUAACUUAUCUUAAACUGUGGCCAAAGGUGGGCAAUAUAUCAUGUUUUGGACGAAGCGGAAAUAAAUUUUGAUUACUCGUAACCAAAACAAAUGCGUUCUAUCUAUGAAAUAAAUUACAUUUGGUAUUCUGAAAAUUAUAUCAAGGUGAAACUGAUUUUGAAA
Molecule: messenger RNA, 1749 nt
Organism: Uranotaenia lowii
Lineage: Eukaryota; Metazoa; Arthropoda; Insecta; Diptera; Culicidae
Exons: 6
Coding region: 1-1179 (392 amino acids)
Source: RefSeq, a predicted model, not a curated record